Messenger RNA from Talaromyces rugulosus, 1602 nucleotides. RefSeq lists its product as uncharacterized. The record is from RefSeq and is a predicted model, not a curated record. Gene Ontology annotation, molecular function: protein kinase activity; ATP binding. Gene Ontology annotation, cellular component: cytoplasm; nucleus; site of double-strand break. Gene Ontology annotation, biological process: protein phosphorylation; mitotic G2 DNA damage checkpoint signaling. The transcript is spliced from 2 exons. The coding region runs from base 1 to 1602 and encodes 533 amino acids. NCBI's taxonomy places the organism in Eukaryota, Fungi, Ascomycota, Eurotiomycetes, Eurotiales, Trichocomaceae.
AUGCAGCACUCGCAGCUGGCCCCGUUGCCAACGGAGCUGCCCUUUCGCAUCGUCUCCAAAACAAUCGGCCAGGGCGCUUAUGCAUGCAUCAAGAAGGCGUCGCCCCUGCAGGACGAAAAUCCCGUUUUCGCCGUCAAGUUCAUCCACAAAGAGUACGCACAGCGCCAUGGCAAGAUCGGGGCGCGCCAGCUGCAGAUGGAGGUGACGGUGCACAAGCACAUUGGCGACCACAACAACAUCAUCUCCUUCUUCCACACCGGCGAGGAUGCGACCUGGCGGUGGAUCGCCAUGGAGCUGGCCGAGGGCGGCGACCUCUUCGACAAGAUCGAGGCCGAUGAGGGCGUCGGCGAGCACAUUGCCCACCUCUACUUUACCCAGCUGAUCAGCGCUGUCAGCUACAUGCACUCGAGGGGCGUCGGCCACCGCGACAUCAAACCAGAGAACAUUCUGCUGUCCGAUGACGGCAAUUUGAAGAUUGCCGAUUUUGGACUGGCCACCGUCUUCGAGUACAACGGCAAGAUGAAGAUGUGCACAACCUUGUGUGGGAGUCCGCCGUAUAUAGCCCCAGAGGUCAUUGGGUGCAGCACGCGCGGCCAGACCAAGGGCCCAGGCUAUCGAGCCGACUCUGCGGAUAUCUGGUCGUGCGGCGUGGUCUUGUUUGUGCUGCUGGCCGGCAACACCCCCUGGGACAGCCCAACGGAAAAUAGCUACGAGUAUAGCGAGUACGUCGAGAAGAAUGCAAGGACAACCGACGAGCUCUGGCAGCGACUGCCGCCAACCGUCUUGUCGCUUCUACGAGGCAUGAUGAAAGUGGACGUGAACAGCCGCUUCACCAUGGAAGAUGUGAGGAGACAUCCCUGGUUUACACAGCCGAACAAGUAUCUAUCUACCGAGGGAAAGUUGCGAGACCAGGUGAAUCUUGCAACCAGCAUGUUCGAGUCGCUGCGUAUCGAUUUCAGCCAAGAUCCUAUUGCACAGUCACAGAGAAGUCGCCAACGAGCUUCUUCCUCGGCCAUGGAAAUCGACUCCUCCGACGGGCUGGAGGCGCGACUGUCCUCUACACAGCCCGAGAUGCCAACCGAUAACCUGACCGUGGACUGGGAUGCGCCGCUGGGCAAUGCAUUCUCUGCUACACAGCCAAUCGAUUAUGGCAUAUCCACCACCCAGGACUUCCUCAUGGCAGACCGACUGGAAGACGAGCCGGCCAUGUCCCAAUUCAGCCAGAAUCCGUCGGUACCCAUCAGCCGCACGCAAAAUGCGCAAAAGUUCCGCGACAUCAUCCCCUCGCGGUCGUUGAAUCGCUUCUACUCUACGUGGGCGCUGAAGCUCCUUGUCCCUUUCUUGAGCGAAGCGCUCCAUCGUCUGGGCGUUCCUGUUCCGGCUCAUCUUCCGGGCUCGGACAGCGUUGGUCCGAUUGCCAUUCGAGUCGCGACCAAGGAUCAGCGGCUCUGUCUGCUGCAGGGCACAAUUAUAGUGGAAUGCGUCUCCGAUGGCCUGUUCGAGGCCGAGUUCACCAAAGUCAAAGGCGACCCCCUCGAGUGGAGGCGCUUCUUCAAGAAGGUCGCCGUGUUGUGCAAAGACGCAGUGUACAAACCAGACUAG